Molecule: messenger RNA, 2282 nt
Organism: Pseudonaja textilis
Lineage: Eukaryota; Metazoa; Chordata; Lepidosauria; Squamata; Elapidae
Source: RefSeq, a predicted model, not a curated record
AUGAAGGCGUCUCCUCACGACCCUGACCUUCCAGUAGUUUCCACACCGGGGUCCUUGGAGGUAACGCAGAGUAUGGAUGAUGACCCUCUACUUGAUGCACCACUUCUUCCACGCCAUACGUUACAUUCCAGGCUUCAUCCAGAGUUCCAUGCUAUACCUACAGUCUUUGUUGCCAAUGUUUUGUUGCUUCUGCAUGUUACCUUCGUUGUGUUGGCAUUUGUGACAGGGGUUAUUUGUUCUUAUGCUGAUUCAAGUGAAGACACGUGCCCUGAAAACUAUACUUAUCCUUUUAAAGUGCAGACUACUAUAACGAUUGCCAAGGUAAUUCUAUGGAUGCUUCAUCUGUUCCUGGAGCGUUUCAUUCACUUUCACCACAGCAAAGCUAGAAGCAAAGGUUAUCUCCGCAUCUACCGAACCACAAGACACCUUAAAAGGUUUCCCCUGCUAAUUCAGUCAACAGGAAAUGUGGCUUUAUUGCUGAUAGUGUCAUUGCAACAUUCGUUUCCUAAUCACAAUAAAAUGUAUCUCUGCUUCAUGCUGGGAAUCUUGGCUAUGGAAUUGAUAUGCUCAUUGAUAUGUCUGGUUGUGUACACAGUGAAGGUAAGCAACUUUAACCAAGCAAAGCCAAGACCUGAUAUAAUAGAAGAAGAGAAGAUGUAUUCCUAUCCUAAUCAAGUUACCUCAGAAGUUGGAUUCAGAGAAUUCUCAAGUUUGGAAGAAGUAGUUGAAAAACAAGGUGACAUGAUUGAAUACCUUCAGCGGCACAAUGCCCUACUUAGCAAGAGACUAUUGGCAUCGAUAUCAGAGCAGAACAGAAGCUAGUGGUAUUCAAGACAGCAAUGCACAAGAAAAAUAUCCAGCACUGAUUUAUUCUCAGAAAUACAAGUUGUAUUGAAAAACUCCAGUCCAGGUUUUGAAUAGCAGUUGGUCACUCCUGGCUGAUUGGGAAAGCUUCUUUUUUAAAAGGAUAUAUAUUUUUAAAUGGUUGUCUCUACUAAUUUUUUUUUUUUUUUUUUUUGCAGUGCAGGAAGCGGACCUUAGAUAGGAAAAAUUUCUCUUUCUAUGUCAGUUGCAGAUUGUUCUUCCAAAGUGCCAAAGAUUUCUAUGGUAGUUCAGGAUUCAGUUCUUUUCAAAAAUACAACAAGAUAAACAUCUUCAUUUAAAUGUCAGUUUUCCUUAUAUUUUUGUUAUAGGAUACAUUUAUAAAAGAAAUUAAGGACUAUUAGUAUCUCUGCUUCCUCAGAGAUGAAUUAAGUUGCUAUAGUAAUAGUGAAGAAUCAUCUGGAAAACUGACACCUUUUUUAAAAAACCUGUGCAGAAUCACUAAGAUUCCAUUUCUGUAAAUAUAGUGAUAACAGAAUAUCCAAAAGCGGGAAAUGAGGAUAUCCUACAUAAACUGGAAAGACCCCAUGUGGGUAUAAUAUGGGAAAUAUAAAUUGUGCCUUUUAAAAUCAUGGGUAUCAAAAUAAAAGUUAAUGUUGCCUUUCUGCCUUGCUUAUGUGUAUGGGUCUCAGCAUCUUACAAUCAAAUGAACAAGAAUGGGAAAGUGUGUAAAAAUAUUUUUUAAAUGUGUGGGGAUAGUAACAAGCUGCAUGUAAGUCUUUAUCCUAGCGGUUUAUGGUAUGGUAUUGUUUAUAAUGUGAAGAAACAUAAGUUUCUGGCUUUUAAGUUCUUCUUAAGACCUACUUCUUUAUUUUGAAAAGCCACUUCUUUAAUUCCUGCAUAUGGGAUUAAAAUCCAGCUCCUCUGCCCUUUAAACCUGUCAUAAUUGUUGAAAAUACUCAGGCCUACUAUAUUCUCCCUGAAAGCUGUUGCACAAAAUACAUAGAUAAAAGUGUGUGGAUCCUACUGAAUUCAGCGAAAAUUAAUUGCUGGGAACUGCUGGACUAAAGUUUUUAAUUUUCUUUUUCUCUGUUAACAGAUAAUUGCCUACUCUGUCUUUCUGCCGCCAACGAAGAGUAAUUUUUGUGUAUUCUGUAAUCAGAAAGGCAUACUUUGCCAUCAUCCUGCUAUAAAUUAUGCAAACUAAUUGUUCAUCCACUGCUUACUUAUAUAUGUAUGCAUGUAUAUUGCACAAAAUAACUUAAUAUUGCAACUGACUGCUUCUAACACUAAUUCCUUCAUGUCUUUUAGGCUGUGGUUUAUACACAGGUAAGAUUUUAUAUAGGAGAUGAGUUUUCCUUUUAAAGGUUACUUAGAUUUCAUCAUUGUUUGUAUGUAAUUUGUUCUACCUUUUGUAUUAAAUGUGAUAAGUUAAUAAAUGCAAUAAAUCCUAAUCUAUU